Staurois parvus is the source of this 957-nucleotide messenger RNA. NCBI's taxonomy places the organism in Eukaryota, Metazoa, Chordata, Amphibia, Anura, Ranidae. The record is from the annotation of a GenBank genome assembly.
GAGGAGGAUGGAUUGGAUACAGAAUACAGUGUGGAAUCCGAACAAUCACACGUUAAUCCUUUCCCUUCACAGGUCACAAUAAUCCCCUCCGUGAGAGUAAGGCCGGGGUCUACUGGGGGACCAGUGUAACAAUGUUGUCUCCAAGGUGACGUACACAGUGCGGUAUAACGGAACUCAGGGCAUCUCUGGUGUAAGUGUUGACUUUGUACUCAGCAAUGUGUCCAUCACAAGUACCAGCAUACAACAGAAUACCACCGUCCUAUAUAAGUCCAUCACUGCAGCCGUUGGCAGUUCCGUACAGGCUCGGAGUGGGAAUCCGGUUAUCUUGUUGGAUACCCUGUGCUGAGCAACAUUGGAAAUCUGUUGUUACUCCGGUCUCUGGUUGGAGGGUCAUGCUCCUACAGUCCAGUCCAGUUUGGAAUGAAUGCACUGAGUGGCUGUACAAUCAGUGGUACAGCCCAGGAUUCUUGCAGUACUUUCCAGGCUCGAGCAUACCAAAUUCUGCUAGGGGGGAACGCACCUCAAAGUCUGGCCGUAUAUGGCAACAUCACAACUGCACAGAGCGUGUACUGGACCCAAAUCAUCUAUCAGAACUGCAGCAGUCAGGGCACCUGCUCCUCUGGCUGCCUCAUUCCAGUCCUUCUGGACAUGCAGAUCAUGUGGGCACAGGUUGGGCUCAUCUCUAAUCCUCAGGCUCAGCUGCUGGGUGCCCGCUUCCUCUACACAUGUCAGUCUGUCAAGUGUCAGGACGCGACAGUUCUGCAGACUCAAGUCUCCUUCACGGAUCUCACCAGACGCGGUCCCGCCCCUCGAUCCGGCCCUGGUAUUACUGAUAGGGAUCCAGUGGAUUUCUUCUUCCCGUUUCAGAUGAACACAGCUGUGACAAAUGCCAGGUCUCUCCUCCUGUAUUUUGCAGUAUAUUGCUGGCAGAUAAUACAGUUGCUGAGAAGUGUAUGA